CAUUGCUUUCUCGGACACGCGCUCUGCAAUGUCGGACACGCGCUUUGGUUCCGCGCAUGCGCAGUCCGGUCUGAAUUUUGAACCAGAAUGGCGGUGUUGCUAGAAACAACAUUAGGCGACAUUGUAGUGGACUUAUACACCGAGGAAAGACCCAAAGCCUGCUUGAACUUCUUGAAGCUGUGUAAAAUCAAGUUCUACAACUACUGCCUCAUUCACAAUGUCCAGAGAGAUUUUAUCAUUCAGACGGGUGACCCUACAGGCACUGGCCGAGGAGGAGAGUCCGUGUUCUGUAAACUGUACGGGGAUCAAGCACGCUUCUUCGAUGCAGAGAAGGCUCCCCGGAUCAAGCACAAGAAGAAGGGGACGGUCUCCAUGGUGAACAACGGCAACGAGCAGCACGGCUCUCAGUUCCUGAUCACUACCGGAGAGAAUCUGGACUACCUGGACGGUGUUCACACCGUGUUCGGCGAGGUCACGGAGGGAAUGGACGUCUUGGCCAAAAUCAACGAGGCAUUCGUGGACAAAGACUUCAUUCCUUACCAGGACAUCAGAAUAAAUCACACGGUCAUUCUGGACGACCCGUUUGACGACCCUCCAGACCUGCCGGUGCCAGAUCGAUCCCCCGAGCCCACGAAACAACAGCUGGACAGCGGCCGUAUUGGAGCUGAUGAAGUGAUAAACGACACUGAAGGGAAGGAUGCAGAAGAGCUGGAUGAACUGAUAAAAGAGAAGGAAUCAAAGACACAAGCCAUCCUGCUGGAGAUGGUGGGCGAUCUGCCCGAUGCAGAUGUUAAACCCCCGGAGAACGUGUUGUUUGUGUGUAAGCUGAACCCGGUCACCACUGACGAGGACCUGGAGAUCAUCUUCUCUCGCUUCGGCACAAUCCAGUGCUGUGAGAUCAUCAGGGACUGGAAGACGGGCGAGUCUCUGUGCUACGCUUUCAUCGAGUUUGAGAAGGUGGAGGACUGUGAGAAAGCGUACUUUAAGAUGGACAACGUGCUGAUUGACGACCGACGCAUCCACGUGGACUUCAGCCAGUCUGUGUCCAAGAUCAAAUGGAAGGGCAAAGGUGGGAAGUACACUAAAGAUGAUUUCAGGGCCUAUGAGAAAGACCUGGACAACAGAUCCAAACUGGCUCUAAAAGACAAAAUCAAACCCAAGCAAGAUUCUCGUUACGACCUUCUCCUGGACGAGGAAGAGGAGGACGUGGGGCGGAGGGAAGACAGGAAGCAGCGGGAGAAGAGGCGUCAGUCAGACAGCGAAGACGACAGGAGGCCAAAGAAAUCGAAGGAUGCCGAGCAGAGCCGGAGAGAGCGGAAAGAAAGCAAGCAACGAUCGCGCUCUCGUUCCAGAGACCGGGAGAAGGACAGAUACAGAGAGCGAGACAGGGAGAGGGAUAGAGAGAGAGAGAGAGAGAGGGACAGGGACAGAGACAGAGACAGGGACAGUCACCAUAAACACGGUAAGCACAAGCAGAAAAGCCACAAAUGUGAUCGCAGCCGCAGCCCAAAGAGGUCGAAGGACAAGGAGCGCAGCAGACAUCGCUGAUACUGAUUUCCUAAAAACCAACACGGACACUCGGGAUUAUGGGAUGAUGACAUACACGUAGGUUUAAACACCAUCGCAGAGUGACACUUCUGUCUGAAUUUGUUUUAUUACAGUUUAAUAACUGGUACUGCCACAGAACAAACAAAAUGACACCAAUGAAAUUAGGAAAGUUAAAUCUGUGUGGAACUUAUUAAAUGUUAAUGUGACCCUAAA
Pangasianodon hypophthalmus (striped catfish) is the source of this 1761-nucleotide messenger RNA. It is a transcript of the gene ppil4, whose product is annotated as peptidylprolyl isomerase (cyclophilin)-like 4. Gene Ontology annotation, molecular function: peptidyl-prolyl cis-trans isomerase activity; RNA binding. Gene Ontology annotation, biological process: protein peptidyl-prolyl isomerization. The record is from RefSeq and is a predicted model, not a curated record. Lineage: Eukaryota; Metazoa; Chordata; Actinopteri; Siluriformes; Pangasiidae. The transcript is spliced from 13 exons. Gene Ontology annotation, cellular component: nucleus. Bases 88 to 1548 code for a protein of 486 amino acids.